GACAUUUAAAUACAAACAGAAAGAGUCAUUAAAGAGCUAAGAGAACAGAAAAUAAAAACAAGCUAAAAUAGAACACUGUGGGGCUGUGCUGGACCCUCAGGAUAUUAGUCACAAAAUAUGUAUGCAAAUCAAAUGAAUAGCCUACACUGUCACUACACACUAUCCAGUUGACUGUUUGCCCUCCUUAACAGUGUAACUAGGCAUGGCAUGCCUGUCAAGCUUUAGAUCUCUCCACAUACAGAGAUAUGCAUGGGCGUAUAUUAAGAUCAAUAUCUAAAGAGUUUGGGGAGUGGUGUCUUUUCUAUCACCUUUCAAAAACAAAAACACAAGACCAAAAAUAUAAGGAAUAGAUUAAACUGUGUUUAUAUGUAACAUACACUGCAAAUGUUACUAUGCCCAUUUAUGUAAAUAGCUUACUACCCACAUUAGUAACCCGUAUUAAUUCAAAAGGGACAUGUCAUUAGCUAAGUAUAUUAAUAUGUGGUGUUACAUACCCAUUCAAGGCAAUAAAUAAUCACUGGGAACCAAGAUGCUACAAUGUCUGAGAGUAAGAGUUUAGAGUAACAAUAGCGGUUCUGUCGUGCUCUUUGUUUGAUUUGGGUAAGUCUAUACCAUGGAUCUAUUAUAAGAACUGAGGGGUGUACUAUGAAGUAAGUUUGACAUAGCCAGGCUUUCUUUGCGUUAGCUGGCUCAACAAAACCUAAAACCCCACUCAGCAAUAAUGGGUAUUGCGUGUCCCCAUAAAAGAGGGCGUUUGGCACAUCAUUUGAAUCUUCUUCUGCAGAAAAUGGACUGAUCGUGUGCUGCCUACUUCAAUCAAGAGGAACAGAUGGAGUGUUUUGGGAGACCCACCUUUGAGAGGGGAACUCUGGGUGCAGGCAACAUGGAGGGAAGUUAAACAUUAUUCAUUUCCAUAUACUACCCACACUGUAACGAUACAGUGCUGGUUGAAAAUCAGCAAAGUUUCCCUUUAAUACAUCCAUGGUCUACACUCUAGCAACUCCAGCCAAACUUGCAUUUGUGUUUCCUUUGCAAAAACCUGUUGGUUAUUCCUCAUACUCAAAUACUUUCUCUUUUAAAAGCAAAGCAUACUGUUUGAAAAUACAAACAUUAUAGCAUAAAUCUAAGCACUGUGUUGCUUGUCCGCGUAUGUUUUUCUAUAUAAGCACUCAAACCAUCCAAGGGUUAUGUUAGAAUGAAUAAGAUUUCAUUAAUUACAACAAGGGUAAUAACAUAGAUUACAAUUUUAUUUAGAAUACUGUACUAUAACGCUAAGGCUAAAUAGUUCUACCCUGCAAUACUCAAAUAAUGCUGUCUUUAUAUCCAUACCUUAAAUCAUCAGUACAAACUUGAAAACACAUGAAUGAAUCACAUCAGAGUCAUCAAUAAACCACACACACCAUAUGUAAUUCAUCAAACACUGAAUAAAGACUUUUGACUUGUUCCUUGAAAAUCUAACCUUUGUGAUAAGGGCCUCCUCCUCAAAACCACAUUGUUUGCAUAUGCACACUACACAAACGCUUCCUUCUUUCUCUAAUACAGCAGAGCAUUUAAAGACUGAAAUUGUCGGUGAUGUGUGCCAUUGAUCUUCAGUAGCUCAAGUGGACUGUGAUCUCACCAUGAAUAUCCAGUGUGAACUUGUUAUACUGAUACUUGCGCUGACUCUUGAUGAUCAAGUUCAUACAGGGAAAAUUAUUGGAGGUCAUGAGGCUGUGCCACAUAGCAGGCCCUACAUGGCGCUUUUGGAGAUGAAGAUGCCAAGUGGUAAAACAAAACACUGUGGUGGCUUUCUUCUAAAUGAAGAUUUUGUGAUGACUGCAGCCCACUGUCAAGCCAAGUCCUACACAGUCUUACUAGGAGUUCACAUUUACGGAGAAAAAACUAAUGGCAUACAGGAGAUACCUGUGGACCAAGCAUUUCCACGUAAGGACUACAAUCCAACUGACUUCACAAAUGACAUAAUGUUACUCAAGUUGAGCACCAAGGCACAUUUCAGCAGCACUGUGAAACCCAUUAGUCUCACAGGUCAAGGUGACGGCUCUCUGCCAAAAUCAUGUAUAGUCUCCGGCUGGGGCACGACAGGCAUCAACAAAGGACAUAUGUCUCAGAGUCUCAUGGAAGCCAAUGUAACACUAAGUGAUGGAAAGCAGUGUGUUAAAGAAAACUCAUACUGCUCUCAGGGAGACAUUGGACCGGGUGUGGGAGACUCUGGUGGUCCACUGGUCUGUGAAGAUGGAAAGGCAUACGGGGUGGUGUCCUCCGCCUUCAGUCCACAUGGAGGUGGCCCAAAAAUGUACAAUUAUGCCAAGAUUUCUGACUAUAGAUACUGGGUCGAUUCAUUCAUGAAAUAUAAUGGAAAGCUCUAAUACAUGUUACAUUCAAUUGACCAAAUCCAAUUUGAAUUUACAAUAGACUACUUCAUUUAAAUUGUAUAACACUGGAGAAUUUCAAAAUUGAUGUUUAAGUUGCUGUUAUCACUGGCUGCAUAGCAAUGACACUGCCAAAUAUGCUUUGCACAGAUUUAAAAAUUCAAAAUAUACUUUACUUUGAUGUUUCUAAAUCAUGUCUGUUUGUAAAUCAAUGAAAUUUUCUUUAGGCAAGUUGAACCAAAACUCUGAAAAAAGAUAAAUAUGAUUUGGUCAAUUUAUGUGACAUGUUUUGGCUUUUUUAAGGCACAGCGGUUUUUUUUGCUACAGAGGCUACAAAAAUGUUUUGUCAAUGAAAUGUAGGAUAUUCCAGGCAAAUUCCAGGUGUUGCUACAGUUAAAACCAGACAUUUAAGUGUACACUCAAUGCUGUUUUAGAGACGUCAUAUCUAUUGAUAUUUAAACAUAGUAUGUCCUGUCUCUUAAAUACAAUGUUGCAUGUAAGAAAUA
Messenger RNA from Thunnus maccoyii (southern bluefin tuna), 2875 nucleotides. RefSeq names its product mast cell protease 1A-like. Lineage: Eukaryota; Metazoa; Chordata; Actinopteri; Scombriformes; Scombridae. The transcript is spliced from 6 exons. Gene Ontology annotation, biological process: proteolysis. The record is from RefSeq and is a predicted model, not a curated record. The coding region runs from base 1620 to 2366 and encodes 248 amino acids. Gene Ontology annotation, molecular function: serine-type endopeptidase activity.